Molecule: messenger RNA, 1626 nt
Organism: Pararge aegeria (speckled wood butterfly)
Lineage: Eukaryota; Metazoa; Arthropoda; Insecta; Lepidoptera; Nymphalidae
Exons: 5
Coding region: 470-1165 (231 amino acids)
Source: RefSeq, a predicted model, not a curated record
AAACCCAGAGUGAGAUUGCUCGGCCGUUCGAGCAGACGUGUGCCGGGGUGUUACAUUUUUAUUUCCAUCGAGCUAUAGUUUACGUGAGGUUUUUUAAACUACAUAAUGUUUAUUCAACCAAAAUUAAUGUAACCGCGCUGUGUUUACAUAGAAGUGUUUCAAGGUGUUAUAUUUACGUUAUGGCAUGAAGCCAGCAUAAAUAAGUAGAUGCGCUUUUUCCAAACAAACUCUAUUAAUAAACAGGUGGCUCGUUGAUAAAUAAUUAAUUUUAUAUGAAUAAAAAACUUUUUGUUAUAAUUAAAUAUAUUAUAUAAGGUUAUUACCGUUUACGCUUUAUUUUAAAGUGAUUGCGGCGUAAAAUAUAAUCAAUGUGUAAAACAUUUGGACCGUGAAUGAAGCCUUGAAAGUUAUUUAAAUUCCUGUCGUGAUUUCGGAGUAAUAAUUUAAUUAGCGGAGAUGAAGUAACAAGAUGAGCGUGGCCGUUGAAAUAAACCAGGCCAUCCAGGAAACUGGGACUACUCCGCCUCAGAAUGGCAAUAAAAGAAUUCCCACCGUAAACAGAACCGUGCCUAAGAAAACUUUAGAGUCAAAGUUGUGGGAUUUAUUACAGCCCAUUGCCCGAUUAUGGGGACUGAUAACGGCUAUAGUGAUGAGUGGUGCUGGCGCACAGCUCACUGUUCUGGACUACGAGAUUGCUCCCGGACUUAUUGUGGGAGCAGUACUUAUAUUUCUGUUGGAGACAAUGUGGGUUGUCGCACUGUUUGUGGAUCUGCUGUGCCGUCGCGGGGAGUACUCCAUGAAGCUGCGUUGCUGGGACUUCAUGAGGUGGUCAUGUGGUCGAGCCAGAGCGCCGUUUUACGCCUGUGUAGCGACGGCGAUACUGUUCGCUAACCUAACUAUUUUGGCUACCGUUUCAGGUGGAAUGUUGCUUGUACUGGCAGCGUUGAGAGCGACCGUGCCGUUCUCUCCUUAUGCGACCCACGGCCCGCACUCGCCUCGCGCUGGUAGCACAUUGCUUAGUCAACACGACUCCAAUAUACCUGACGUGUACUUCAACGCGGGGCAAUCUGCUGACGAUAGAUGCGAAGAAAUGACUGUUCUUGACGUCAAGACUCCUGGAAGAUCUCGCUCCGUGACGCCGAAACCUCGCCUACUAGAACUUUGAUCUAAUUAAGAGAAUUUUUUUAAAUUACGCAAAGUUCAGAAAUUUUAAAAUUACGCUAAAAUCCAAAACAAGCUUUUGUGUGUGCAUUGUGCAAUGUGCAUGUCUAAAGUUAUAAGCGUUUUAUACUCUGUAUGCGUUACCCGGCUUCGAACUUUAAAACUGGUCGGCUGACUAACUUUGUGUGGUAAAAUAAAGUGGAACAUGGGAUUUUAAAUACGUAGCAAAUGUCGUUACAUUUAAAAUGUAUUUUAUUUUAAGCCAAAACUCAUUUUACAUUCAUCUAAUAAUAUGUGGAUUUACUAUAAUAUAACGGGCAACUUUCCGAUUGCUUCUAGGUCUAGAAUCCUUCCGAACCGGUGGUUGAGUCAUUACAAACAGACAGACUUGACGAUUCAAAUUUACUUGUAGAGACUUGUACUUGAAAUAAAUGAAUUUUGAAUUUGAAUGAAUAGGGGCAAAAU